This is a messenger RNA of Ictidomys tridecemlineatus (thirteen-lined ground squirrel), 2030 nucleotides long. RefSeq names its product cerebellin 1 precursor (gene Cbln1). Gene Ontology annotation, cellular component: synaptic cleft; glutamatergic synapse. Gene Ontology annotation, molecular function: protein binding. The record is from RefSeq and is a predicted model, not a curated record. Gene Ontology annotation, biological process: maintenance of synapse structure. Lineage: Eukaryota; Metazoa; Chordata; Mammalia; Rodentia; Sciuridae.
GGGGCUGCGUGGCUGGCAGGCCCGGCCCGAGGGCAGAAUGAGACGGAGCCCAUCGUGCUCGAGGGCAAGUGCCUGGUGGUGUGCGACUCCAACCCCACGUCGGAUCCCACGGGCACAGCUCUGGGCAUCUCGGUGCGCUCCGGAAGCGCCAAGGUGGCUUUCUCUGCUAUCAGGAGCACCAACCACGAACCGUCCGAGAUGAGUAAUCGCACCAUGAUCAUCUACUUCGACCAGGUACUAGUGAACAUCGGGAACAACUUUGAUUCAGAACGCAGCACUUUCAUCGCCCCGCGCAAAGGGAUCUACAGUUUUAACUUCCACGUGGUAAAAGUCUACAACAGACAGACCAUCCAGGUGAGCCUCAUGUUAAACGGGUGGCCAGUGAUUUCAGCCUUCGCUGGCGACCAGGACGUGACGCGGGAGGCCGCCAGCAACGGAGUCCUGAUUCAAAUGGAGAAAGGCGACCGAGCAUACCUCAAGCUGGAGCGGGGGAACUUGAUGGGGGGCUGGAAGUACUCGACCUUCUCCGGAUUCCUCGUGUUCCCCCUCUGAAUGGCCCAAAGCCUGGAUGGAGGCCGGGAGAGGGGGGAAGGCAGGAGAAAAGGUCUGAAAUUAAGAGGGCGAGAAAGUAGCACCACUUGAAACUUCCUACACGUUCACUGGCUGUAUCUGGGCAAAAAUGUGCGCAUCUGCGGUUGGACAACUUGGUCCAUUUCCUUAUUAGGAGAAGUAAAUUCCGCUUAGCUCUGCGCACUCACAUUUCCAAAAAUAAACUCGCCUCCCCAUUCCAGGUUCAGUAAUCAAGCAAGUGACUGCCUCGUCAUUGUUUCUGACCCCCCAAGUUCGGUUCCCAACAAUUUAUUUAAAAGAAACUUUGUACUUAACUAAUAAUGUAAAAAUCUCUCUCUCCCUCUCCCUCCUCUAAAUCCUUCCACUUAUUGAACCCUAACAUGUUUCCUCUUUCUUUUUAGUUUGGAGAGGGGGUAAAAAUUUUUGUUCUCUGUUUUUGCUUUGGAAUGGGGGAGGUAGUUUUAACUUGACAAGUAUUGCUCUUCUUAAAACACCGCUCAAGAGUUAAUUAGCCGAAGAUACUCUGUAUCCUCGGCUGCUUGCUAGCCGAGAAAGGACUCACCUUAGUGGUGACUGGUUUAAAAUAUACAUAAAUAUAUAUCAUUUGUACACGAAGAACUCUUCCCAGUGGAAACUGGCUGUAUUUCUGUAUUUCUAUGUCCUAUUCGGAGUGAUCGUGAAAUCUGAGGCUGCUCCAUGUUCUGAUGCUUGUCCAUGCCCGCGUGCUCUGUGGCUCCACAAGGAGGUUCUUCCGGACGCUUCCUCGUCCUCUGUAACAUACGUGUGAAUAGCCAAGAUUUAAUUUUGCUUUGAUCCAAUAAAGUCGAAGUGGGACUUUUAUUUUUCUGAAACAGCUUUCCAAACUCCGCGUCUUCCCCAGUUGUGAGGUCGCGGGGGCCUGGGGUGUCCGAAGGGCGAGCAAGAUUCAGAGACAGGAGUCUUGAAAGAAUGCCACCAGAGAAAGGCCAGGCGCAACGGCUUCUUGGAAAAGCCAGUCCCGCGCUUCUUGUACAAGGCCUAGGGCCAGCCCUGCCUUCGCCCGUGCUCGCUGCUUUGGCGCAAACGUUAAGAAAUCUGCCCGAGAUCGUGGUAGGCCAGGCUUCAGCCAUCGGCCUGGGAGUGAAGUUUGGGUCUUUCGAAUUCCAAACGCAUCAGGAAUCAUCCCAAUUCGAAGACCGGAACCCAGCCUGUCCGCUUCCCCACGCCUUCUGUCCCUGGAUGUCCCCAACCCUCGUCCGCUCCGCAGUUCCCAAAGCAGUGUAUACCACCAUUGGAAGCGGUUUUAUACCACCACCUCUGAAUUCCGAGUCCACCCGCUGGAUUACCCGGGUGCGCAGGACCGGUGUGAUUGCGCUCAUUUGCAAGACUUUUGUUCAAGAGGUUCGUCCAGGAGUUUUGAUUGUAUCGGAACACAAUGUGAAAGCAAAAUUGAAAUAAACGACUUCAUUUUAAGUCUGGAA